UUCAACCUUGCCGCAGCUGCUCGCAUGCCGUCAAUGUGACCGGCCAAAGCAAUGAAAAGAGCUCGAUGGAUUUUUAAAGGGAAACGCACCUCCAAUAACCACAGUUGCUACCAGCUGGGUGGGUUUCUUUUGUGAGAGCAUGGCACAUGUGCACUCUGUACUUACGGAUGCUCACUGACUUUGCUUGCCGUGCACGUGUGCUGGACGCAGCCCAGACAGGAGCAAAUCAGCUUCUCACACAAGCUCCCUCAGGAAGAAUUUCUGUCUCACACUCUGCCUCUCUCUCUCUCUUAACCAGUCUAUUCCCUUCUAGAGAUGCACUGAUAAGCCGUUGGCUGGAGUGGAAGACUUGUGCACAGGGAACACAGAUGCUCUACAUGUAUUAGACGGACACACACACUCACUGUAAGAUGCCAGCUCAUCUGAGCCUGGCAGAGCAGGAACGGGAGUGGAGGAAGACAGAGCUGGGUCUCGCUGCGAUCUCGGAGAAGGGACGGAUGAAGAUGUGCGACACUGCGAGGAAGCAGAGAGAUUCCAGAUCUGACGUGAAACCCACAGCCUUUGAGCAAAAAAGAAAAGCAUGUGCUCCACUGAACAUUAAAUCAGCACAGAUUAAUAUCAGCAAACGAAAUGGAAAUAAUACAGAAUCAAAUGUGCUGAAAGUGGACAAGAGACUGCGAUUGGCCCGGGAACGCAGAGAGGCGUACCAAAAACAGCUGGCACUGCGCGAGCGCGGUUGGCUGGCGAGGGAAGAGCGGGCCAAGCAGUUCUAUGAGAAACACCUUGAGGAGCGAAAGAAGAAGUUGGAAGAGCAGCGACAAAGAGAGGAAAGGAGGAGGAUGGCGGUCGAGGAGAAGCGCAAACAGAGGCUCAAAGAAGAAAGAGAGCGUUAUGAGUCUGUGGUGCAGAAGACGAUGGAGAAAAGUCAGAAGGCCAAACAGAAACCUGGCCAAUGCUCACGAAGAGUCAACAAGAAUGAAAACAAUAAUGCUAAGCGCCGCUCUCUUAGUCAAUGGGAGAUUGACCUUGUCCAUCGUCUUCAGACUCCUACCGUCUCUUAUCUAGCCAGAAGCAGGAGUGCUGUGUGUCUGUCACGAGACACAGUUGUUCAUAUUUGUCGUCGUUCAGCCUCAUGUCAUACAAUGAACUCAAGCACCACACGAAAGCCCCAGGUGCAUUGCGGGAAAGUGGCAAACAGGCCUGCAAGCUCAAGUCCAAACGUCACCAUCCGCAGAACCACCAACAGAGAGCUGGUGGCAAAAGGCAGUUUUGCGGGACUGGACUUGAAAAAGCCACAGCUACAAACAACAACAAACGAAAUCAAGCCCAAACAGGACAAAAACCCACCAGAGAAUACUGUCCUCCCAACAGCAUGGCUGCAGAACAGAUCGCAUAUCAGACAAGCCACACUUAAACAAGAUAGUUUGCCUCCACUGCCAGAAGAGGAGGAUCUAGAAUCGGAGGAAACGCUUGCUCAACAAUGUCUGCAAGAUAACCAACUCCAGUCGAAUCCAGCUACUAAUGGGCCUUCGAACCUACCAGCAGGCUCACAGAUUCCUAAUGGUUACUGUACUAGAGAGCAAGAGGCUCGUCAGAGGGUGCUGGCAGAGCAGCAGAGACUGGAAAGAGAGAGUCGUUUCCAGAAAGAGGAGGCCGAACGCCAAGACAGGAAAAAGCGUCUGGAAGAAAUCAUGAAAAGAACAAGAAAGACAGACUCUGAUAACAAGAAAACUGCAUCAGUGAAGGACAACUUGCCUUGUGAGAACAUGAAGCCUGUAAUCAGGCUACCAGGUCCAGGAAAAACGCCAAAACUGGAGCUGAGGGACGAGGAGGAUAUGCUUCCUACUGUGGCUUUCAAGGAGCGACGGUCCUUCCGCAGUCUUUCUGGCCUGGAUGAGAUACAAGCCCAUCAGCAAACCGAGGUUAUUUAACCCACGGACCUGUCAUACGAUGCCAAGACCGUCAGAGCAACUUCAGCAAGCUUGUCUUUCUGAACAACACAAAAACAUCAUAUGCACUUCAUUUCCCUGCACUUUAAUAAACCUGUAGUUUAAUAGUCACACUUCCUUAUCCAGAUUACAGUUCUUUACUGCCCAGUUAAAAUGCUUAAAUUACGGCUUGAUUUGCUAGAGGGACAUCAUGCAUCGCUCAGAAGCCAGAUAACUUUGGGUAUGUGGUAAGAUUCACUUAAUAUCAAUAACAAUUAUAAUAAUAAUAACACUUGAAUAAUACUUAUGGACUUAGACUA
Messenger RNA from Sinocyclocheilus anshuiensis, 2248 nucleotides. Its product is annotated as ensconsin-like. The record is from RefSeq and is a predicted model, not a curated record. The transcript has 14 exons. Gene Ontology annotation, biological process: microtubule cytoskeleton organization. NCBI's taxonomy places the organism in Eukaryota, Metazoa, Chordata, Actinopteri, Cypriniformes, Cyprinidae. The coding region runs from base 411 to 1931 and encodes 506 amino acids. Gene Ontology annotation, cellular component: microtubule cytoskeleton.